GAGUUUAAAGAGUUUGUGAGCAGUUGUGAGUGGCUACAGGGAGGAGACAGGCCUAGGCUCCACCUUCAGGGAGGAAGCUCUUUCUCCAGUUCAAAUUUCAUCUGAAACUGUGUUCCUCGCCAGGCUGCGGUGCCUGUGUCUCUCCCUCUCUCCCUCUUUCUGUCUCUCUCCCUCUCCCCUUGCUGUCUCUGUCUCUCCAGACAUGGCCCUCUGGCUCUCUUGGUCCAUCUCCCUCCUCCUGGCUGCCGGGAGCUGGGCCCAAGAACAGGAGCAAGGCUGGGCACCACUGGAACCAUACGACCGCCUAUUCAGCGCUGCAGUGGAGGCCUACUACCGCAAUGACUGGCAAGGGGUCAUCAUCAACAUGGAGAGGGCCCUGCAGAACCAAGUAAAACUGCGAUGGAUUAAGGUCCAUUGCUGGACCCUCUGCAACAACAACACGAGGUUUGCCAUCUCCAGCAGCGAGCAGAACUUCUUCUUCGACACUAACUUCUUCAACACGGUGCUGAAGAAGGCCGACUGCCUGAAGCAGUGUGAGGAAGAGAAGCUGGGGCCUUACUCCAUGCAUCAGAUCUCCGAGGAGAUGCUAUUUGAGUUCCAGAAGAGGAACCCCUACAAUUACCUGCAAAUGGCAUAUUUCAAGAUUAAGAAAUUGGAUAAGGCAGUGGCUGCAGCUUACACCUUCUAUGUAGUGAACCCUGAACACAUGGAGAUGAGGCAGAAUUUGGAGUAUUACAGGAUGAUGGCUGGCGUGAAAGAUUCCGACUUCAGGGACUUGGAAGCCAAGCCCCACAUGGAAGCUUUCCGUACGGGAGUCCGAUAUUACUCAGAUGAGCAGUUUGAGCCAGCAAUUGAGUUUUUGGAAAAUGCUUUAGGGGAAUAUUUCAAGGCGGACAUGGAGUGUCGUGCUCUCUGUGAGGGUCCAUACAACUUUGACGGUUACAGUUAUAUGGAAUACAAUGCGGACCUGUUUCAGGCUAUAACAGAUCACUAUAUUCAGGUGCUCAACUGCAAACAGAACUGUGUGACAGAGCUGGCGAGUCGGCCUGACAGAGAAACACCCAUUGAUGACUUCCUGCCCACCCAUUUUGACUACCUUCAAUUUGCAUAUUACAACACUGAAGACUACUCCAAGGCUAUCGAAUGUGCCAAAACCUAUUUGCUUUUCUAUCCCAAUGAUGAAGUAAUGAACCAGAACCUACAGUAUUACCAGGCAGUACUGGGAGAAGAACAGGCCGCAUCUCUCAAUCACAGAGAGAAUAUCCAGAGAUACAUCAACAACUCAUUACUGGAGAAGGAGUUGCUGUACUUUGCCAAUGAGAUCUUUGGAGUCACCUUUAUAGAUCCAGACAAGUGGACCCCUGAGGACGUGAUGCCAGUUAAACUCAAAGAGAAGCAAAAGGUGGAACGAGAGACUGCAGCUCGGAUCAGCAAAGAAAUCGGAAACCUGAUGAAAGAGAUUGAGCAUCUGGUUGAUGAGAAAACCAAGGAAUCGUCUGAGAUUGUGAAGAUGGUGAGAGAAGGAGGCCCCUUGCUCUAUAAUGAUGUCAAGGUUACAAUGAACGCAAAACUUUUGAAUGGAACUCAGAGGGUGGUGCUUGACAGUGUGAUCACAGGCAAGGAGUGUGAGGAGCUGCGUUAUCUCUCCAAUGCUGCUGCAUCAAUGGGUGAUGGUUAUCAAGGGAAACCUUCUCCUCAUACACCAAAUGAGCGAUUCCAGGGAGUGACGGUACUCAAAGCACUAAAGCUCAGUCAGCAAGGCAGGAUCUCACUGAAAGCGUCAAAGCUGUUUUACGACGUCAGUGAAAAAGCCCGCAGGAUCAUCGAAUCUUACUUCCGACUGGAAAACCCCCUCUACUUCUCCUAUACACACCUCGUCUGUCGGACUGCAGUGGAAGGAAUCCAAGACAAUCGUGACGAUCUGAGCCACUCAGUCCAUGUUGACAACUGCAUACUAAACUCAGAAGCUUUGGAAUGUCGGAAAGAGCAUCCUGCCUACACUGAGCGGGAUUACAGUGCCAUUCUCUAUCUAAACCAUGAUUUUGAAGGCGGAGAUUUCAUUUUCACUGAAAUUGAUGCGAAAAACAUUACAGCGAAGGUGAAGCCGAGGUGUGGCCGUGUGGUGGGAUUCUCCUCAGGAGCGGAGAACCCACAUGGAGUCCAGGCUGUGACCAAAGGGCAGCGGUGUGCGGUGGCACUCUGGUUCACAUUAGACCCCCGGCAUAAGGAGCGGGAGAGGAUCGCGGCUGACGAUUUGGUGAAGAUGUUGUUUGGGGCGGAGGAGGAGCUGCAGCAAGACGAAGACAUCGUCAGUGCCCCGGGGUCUGAUGAUGUGCCAACUGAGGCCUCACCCGUCGGGUCUGCCCCCGAGCCACCCACCACAACAACACCAGAGUUGGAACGGGAAGAGGAAGAGGCACCGGUGUCCGAAUCCUCCACAAUAAACACAUCAGACCCCUCUCCAGGGGCAACAACUCCUGCCUUAGAUCAGAAAGAGCCAGCCAUUCCGAACAUACCCCCUGAGAAGGAGGAACUGUAAUAUGAUCUACAAGGGCACACAGUUGCACUGCACCAUUCAGUUCCCUGUGUUUUGCUCUUUAGUUGCUACCGUCACGGCCUUCCAGUUCUGGACCUGAAAAACUGUGGAACCUGUUACCUCAUUCUAUCUCCUCUUCCUCUGACAGUCUGCAUGCUUUGAAUCACAGAGCAUGGCAUCUUUUGUUUUUGACCUCCCUGAAUUGUCGCCUCUCCCCGUGACUCCCAACCCUUCAGGUUUGGAGUCUUACCCACCCACACAGCAACAUUCUGCAAUUAUUCCUGUGCAAAGAGUUGAAGUCUCUGAUCUUUAGUACGCAGCCCCAGCGAGAAACACAAAUGUUAAUGUUGUCCAGCCUCAACUAUCUUCACUCCAGUCUCUGCAACAUUUUGUUUUAAGGUUUUAACUUUGUGAAGGAAAUGUGGGUUCAGUGUUGUCCAGUUCCUAUCAGUUGACACUCAAAGCAUUUGUAGACAGCAUCAUUUAAAGGGGACAGAUUGUGACUGUGUUCUCUUGUAUUCCUCUGGCCUCUAUAGGGGUCUGUAUGCAGCUGAACAGUUAGUGGUUCUGUUAUGUCUAAUUCCUCAAACAAAUACUCACUCAGACAUGCUUGCACAUACAUCAGAUUUAUACAGGGAUUAUCCAUUCGCAGUUAGGAGGCAGAAUUCUCAAUUGUGUUCCUUGCCAGGAAGGCAAAUAUAACACUCUCCUGCACAGAUUAGACAGUACAGUACAGACCACAGGUUCGAUCGCGAGCUAUCCAUGCAUAACGUGCAUCAAAGAUCAAUCCUUUCACCCAUGAGUCAAUGGGAGAAUUCCUAUCCUGAAUUCAUAUCCAGCGAAACUGGAAGCUCCUCUGACUGUGAAGUUCUGGUAAGAACCUGGAAAGAGUUAAUUGUGGGUUAGUUCUUGGUGGAGAAUGCUCCACACCAGCAGGUGACCAUUCAUGCAACACUCUAUGGCCACAGAUAAACUUUAAAUCCCUCCUGCCAUGAACUUCAAUAAGGUUUCAUGUUGCUAGUGCUCCUGCUGUUCGGACUCACCCGUUCAAUAAACCAACAGAGGUUGACAUGACCUUUUCCAAAGCUCCUGGAUCAACUAAGGUCAAAGUUGAAAGUCAGAGUGAGCUUUCCAAGGGACAGACUGGGGCUUAGGCCAACACCAGGUUCUGUCUUUCCUGAUGUAUCCAGUAAUGUGAGCUGAGUGUUUAUCAGUAGUGCUAUUGCUAUUGUCAGUGUUCAUUCAAACCAAUUCAACCAGUAUUAAUACCACACACCCAGUCAGUUUGCCCCAUACAAUGCUUUUUUUCUGAUUCACAGAACAUGUUUGUUUAAUGCUUGGUGGUGUUGCUGAUUGCCUAUGGACAUUUUUGUGACCCACAAUAUGUCUUUAAUGCUCUUCUUGAAUGGGUCUUCCAGAAAUCUGCAGUAGGAAACUCACCUCUUGACUCCCCAGAGCGUCUCCAUCAUCUACAAGGCGUGAGGUCAGGAGUGUGAUGCUUUACUCUCUUCUUGCCUGAUUGGGUGCAGCUCCAACAACACUCAAACCUCUUGACACCAUCCAGGAUAAAGCAUCCCGCUGAAUUGGCAUGUUACCCAACUCUUUUCAACAUUGCCUCCCUCAGUUGCCAACCGACAGGGACAGCAGUGUGUGCCAUCUACAAGAUGCACUGCAGAAAUUCACCAAGCCUGCUUGGCAGCAUCUUCCAAACCUGUGACCUAUACCACCUUGAAGGGCAGCAGAGCCAAGGGAACACCACUAACCCUAAAGUUUCACUUCAAGCCACUCACUGACCUCACUUGGAAAUUUCUCUUUGGUCACAUUCCUGGAAAAUUCCAGAACUCCUUUUUAAUGAAACUGUGG
Molecule: messenger RNA, 4399 nt
Organism: Chiloscyllium plagiosum (whitespotted bambooshark)
Lineage: Eukaryota; Metazoa; Chordata; Chondrichthyes; Orectolobiformes; Hemiscylliidae
Gene: p3h1
Product: prolyl 3-hydroxylase 1
Biological process (GO): collagen metabolic process
Cellular component (GO): endoplasmic reticulum
Molecular function (GO): protein binding; iron ion binding; procollagen-proline 3-dioxygenase activity
Source: RefSeq, a predicted model, not a curated record